GCCGCCGCUCGCCAAGGAAGUAGGCAGGGUGUCAUGGCGAGCUCUGCCGCCGCCUCUGUGCGACCGCCGAGGCCCAAGAAAGAGCCGCAAGCGCUCGUCAUCCCCAAGAAUGCGGCGGAGGAGCAGAAGCUCAAGCUGGAGCGGCUCAUGAAGAACCCGGACAAAGCAGUUCCAAUUCCAGAAAAAAUGACUGAAUGGGCACCUCGACCUCCACCAGAAUUUGUCCGAGAUGUAAUGGGUUCAAGUGCAGGGGCCGGCAGUGGAGAGUUCCAUGUGUACAGGCAUCUGCGCCGGAGAGAGUACCAGCGACAGGACUACAUGGAUGCCAUGGCUGAGAAGCAAAAGUUGGAUGCAGAGUUUCAGAAGAGACUGGAAAGGAAUAAAAUUGCUGCAGAGGAGCAAACUGCAAAGCGUCGAAAAAAGCGCCAGAAGUUAAAAGAGAAGAAAUUAUUGGCAAAGAAGAUGAAACUUGAACAGAAGACACAAGAAGAAGGAUCCAGUCAGUCCCAGGAACAGCCGUCCAGUAGCUCUGAGGAGGCGUCAGGAGCAGAGGAGGAGGAGGACGAGCCCAGCUUCAUCAUGGGGCGAUGACGAUGUUUGCCACAGCGGCUCUCUGGACCCUGGCCCACUCUGUGACCAGGACCUCAGAAAACCCUCCAAACGACCCAAGGGGAAGGGGGGCUGUUUCAACUCAGUUUCCCUCCCAAGCCCUCGCUGGAUAGAAGCAAGUGGGAACCCAUCCUGACUGCUCACAGCCCCCCUGGCGGCAGGACUCGGAGCCUGCGGGAGAGAGACGACAGUCUCCUGGACGCUCAAGGGCACUGCAAAGCAGAGUUCAUUCACGUUCCCACCAAAAGGGGAAAAUGUAGCCUUCUGCCCCUGGUGCCUGUGCUUGUAUUUGGACAGUGAUAAGUUUUGGGCUGGUUUCUGUGAAGGGCAUGUUUAUUUAGUAAAGAACAGAAAAAGUUAAGGUUUUGUUCAGACCUCUGUGACGUCGAUUACAGAAGAAGGCUGUGAAGUGACAUGAUAGAGAUGGGGCCUCGAGAUUUCCUGGUACAUGGACCUGAUCCCAGACUCGUUGAAGGAAAUGGCUUUCGCUCUGGGGCUAACUCACAUUGCAGGGCGCCUGGUCUCCAUGUCCUUCAGCUGAGAGUGCAGACUGCACCCCAGAAUAUGUGCUCCUGCCUAGCAGCUCCCAGUACACAGGUGUGUGUUGGGAAGCCCCCGGCAUGUGCAGAGGGAGAUAUGGGACUUAACCAGGGGGCUGGGCCAUAAGAGGGGAAACUUGAUGUGUGAAAAGAGCUUUUGGAAAAACAAUUGGAGACUAGAAAAUCCAGGCUGGGCUGAACCACAGUAGAGGGUAUGUGGAAUCCUGGCUGAGCGGGAAGGACGGGGAUGGACUGGCCAAAAGCUGCAUUUUCAUCCUGAGGUCAGAGGGGAUUUAAACAGAAAAUGGGAGGUGACCAAGGGCAGCCUUUCAGGCCAACAGGAGCAACAGAGAUGGUUUCUAAUUAGAGCCUUUGCUCACUUUUUGGAUUGUUUAUCUCCAAGUUUCUAAAUAUAUUUUAUGCCUUUUAUGGAAUUUGAUGGGAUUAAGGACAGUGGUUUUGAGUGAAGGGAAACUAAGAAGCAUUUUACGUGUCUUUUCACUUUUGCUGUAUUGAUUUCCCUGGCCCUGCCCUCAGCCAUGUGACAUCUGGGGUCACUGCUGUCCCUUCAGCAGUUCAAGUGACAGCUUCUCUGCCAGGAAGCUGAAAUGGAAAGUCAGCCCUAAUAAAUUAGCACACACCCUGGG
Molecule: messenger RNA, 1795 nt
Organism: Diceros bicornis minor
Lineage: Eukaryota; Metazoa; Chordata; Mammalia; Perissodactyla; Rhinocerotidae
Gene: PRKRIP1
Product: PRKR interacting protein 1
Exons: 6
Coding region: 34-591 (185 amino acids)
Biological process (GO): negative regulation of protein kinase activity
Cellular component (GO): nucleolus
Molecular function (GO): protein kinase binding; double-stranded RNA binding; protein kinase inhibitor activity
Source: RefSeq, a predicted model, not a curated record